GCGUCCUCCCGGGUCCGGUACCCCAUCGUCCCGCUCGAGAGCUCCUUGCACCCUUCCCGGCGCAGAGGCGCUUGCCGGUGUUCCCAGCGCAGCCAUGGCUCAGCACUUCUCCCUGGCCGCCUGUGAUGUGGUCGGCUUCGACCUGGACCACACUCUGUGUCGCUACAACCUGCCCGAGAGCGCCCCGCUCAUUUAUAAUAGCUUCGCCCAGUUCCUGGUCAAGGAGAAAGGAUAUGACAAGGAAUUGCUCAACGUGACUCCAGAACAUUGGGAUUUCUGUUGCAAGGGUUUGGCAUUGGAUCUGGAAGAAGGGAACUUCAUUAAACUUGCAGAUAAUGGCACCGUCCUCAGGGCCAGCCACGGGACAAGGAUGAUGGCGCCCGAGGAGGUGGCCGAGGAGUUUGGCAGGAAGGAGUGGAAGCACUUCAUGUCGGACUUUGGAAUGUCGUGCCGAUCAGGAAAAUAUUACUUUUAUGAUAACUACUUUGACCUGCCAGGAGCGCUUCUGUGUGCCAGAGUGGUGGACUCUUUAACAAAGCAGAACAAUGGUCAGAAAGCAUUUGAUUUUUGGAAGGAUAUAGUUGCUGGUAUACAACACAAUUAUAGAAUGUCAGCUUUUAAGGAAAACUGUGGAAUAUAUUUUCCAGAAAUAAAGAGAGAUCCAGGCAGGUAUUUACACAGUUGUCCCGAAUCUGUAAAAAAGUGGCUUUGGCAGCUAAAGAAUGCUGGGAAAGUUCUUGUGUUAAUCACCAGUUCUCACAGUGAUUACUGUAGACUGCUCUGCAAACAUAUCCUUGGCCAUGCCCAGUGUGGGCUGCCCAACUGGGUGCCCUCACGCAACUCGAAAGUUCAGGAUUGUCAAACUGUGUUUCCAGAGAAUGACGAGGAGCAGGAGGCACUGCCGUCUCUGGAUAAACCUGGCUGGUACUCCCAAGGGAACGCUGUCCACCUGUAUGAACUUCUGAAGAAAAUGACCGGCAAACCUGAACCCAAGGUUGUUUACUUUGGUGACAGCAUGCACUCAGAUAUUUUCCCAGCCCGUCAUUACAGUAAUUGGGAGACAGUCCUCAUCCUGGAAGAGCUCAGAGGGGACAGAAACGGGAAACCUGAGGACUCAGAGCCUCUAGAGAAGAAAGGGAAGUAUGAGGGACAGAAAGCAAAGCCUCUAAAUUCGUUAUCUAAAAAAUGGGGCUCAUUUUUUGUUGAUUCCAUUUCGGGACUGAAAAACACAGAAGACUCCUUGGUUAAUACAUGGUCUUGUAAGAGAAUCAGUACUUACAGCACUAUUGCAAUUCCAAGUAUUGAAGCAAUAGCAGAAUUACCCCUGGACUACAAGUUUACAAGAUUCUCUUCAAACAAUUCAAAAACGGUUGGCUACUAUCCACACCCUCCGGUGGUUUUAUCAAAUGAUGAAACACUGACAAACAAGUAACUUUCCUCUACUGAAAAAUGAAGUGAAGUACCACAUAUGCAGCAAAUGUACUGUAAAAAUUUUAAUUUAAAAAAAACUGUAAAAUGCUUUAUAGGAACAAAUCCUUAAUGAAAAUUGACCAAGAAAUUGAUAUGUUUUUCCAUAGGUCACUUUUCUAUAUAGAUCAUCUUGGUGCCCAACAACUCUCAUUAUAAAAUCUCAGUAUCUUAGAACUGAAAAGAACCAAACCUUAUUAAUAUGUUAUAUACCAAUAAUUCUGAGAUUAGAAUUCACCCGGGUAGAUACGCGCGCACAUACACACACACACACACACACACACACACACACUCUUACACCUGUGCCUAGACCAGUGGAUCUCAGAAAGUGAUGUCCCAAACCACUAGCAUAGCUAACAUAGCAUCACCUGAGAGUUUGAUAGAAAUGCAUUUUUGCAGGCCUCACCCCAGACCUACAGAAUAAGAAACUCUGAAAAUGGGGCCCAGGAAUCUGUGCUUAAUGACAGUGUGAUUCACGCUAAAGUUUGAGAACCACUGGCUACAUCAUAACCUCCAGAGACUGGUUGAAUUGGUCUGGGGUUAUAGGUGAGCAUUGACAUCUUUUAUGUCCCCGGGAAAAUGUAGCCAGAAUUGAGAACAACUGAUCUACACCAACUUUUUCAAUUUAUACCCAAGAACACUGAGUCCAGUGAGGUUAAAUGAUUUUUCCAAUCUGUCAGGCUUUAUGCUAUUCUUGUGUUUUCAAAACAAGGAAAUAAGAGAGACAUGGUUUCUUCUAAAACAGCACAACCCAAUAUGGGACAGAGAUAAUACCAGAAGCCAACUAUUUCAACCUCCAGUGUUACCCAUUAGGGUUCCUCCUCCUCCCUAAUAACGUUAAAGGCUGUUUAAUUCAUUUUCAUUCACUUUAAAGCAUGUAUUCUCAAUGGGACAAAAAUUGAUUCUUGGGGUGAAAAAAAAUAAUUGGAUAAUGCAAUGGAUUAUAGCCCUCCAAAGCUAAACAUUACCCAAUAAAAUCUUAUUCCUUAGUACUAAUUUUUAUCAUUAUGAAAAAUAUAAUUUAAAGUUAAAUUUAUUAAUUAAAUUUGAGUUAAAUUUUUCUCCUUAGGAUGGGGGUUGAUAAUGAAAAAAAAAAGUUGAAAAACUGCUUUAGGAGGUUUUAUAGGUAUACUACAAUUCAGGAUGAUUGUGUUCUAUGGGCUAUGUAUUGUCAUAUUAGUAGCUAUUGGUUGCAAAAUGUUUGGAGCCAGAUAAUGUUUACAGUAUAAAUCCUGGCCACUCUUUAUCAUUUUACUCUGUUCAUCAUGGACCUUAUCAGGAAACACUGCAUUAUUUUACCUGGACUAUAGCAGAGAACUUAGCAUAUUGAUGCAUGCAAUGAAAAGAUAAAUAUUUUGUUAAAAUUUUUAAAUGCUCAAAUCAUCCCAAAUAUAUUGUGGGGACAGGUGUCUCAGGGUAGGUAAACAGUGGCUGAAAUUACUUCCUCAAAGUCAGUAGCUUUGUUUGAUACCUACUAAUAAGCAUAAGGUAAUGUAUUUGGAGUUGAUUUCCAAAAUCUCACUGGAAUAUAAUGAGUGUACAUCAAACUUAAGGCUAAUUGUUAGAUGCUGUCUAAUGUAUACAUUCAAUACACAUUUGAAUUCUUUUAAAAAUAAACCUAUUUUUCCUUACA
Hipposideros armiger (great roundleaf bat) is the source of this 3100-nucleotide messenger RNA. RefSeq names its product 5'-nucleotidase domain containing 1 (gene NT5DC1). Gene Ontology annotation, molecular function: 5'-nucleotidase activity. Bases 95 to 1432 code for a protein of 445 amino acids. The record is from RefSeq and is a predicted model, not a curated record. The transcript is spliced from 11 exons. Lineage: Eukaryota; Metazoa; Chordata; Mammalia; Chiroptera; Hipposideridae.